CCAAAUGUAGUUAGUGUCAGGCAAUUGUGUUUAAUUCUUUCGAAACAAGUAAAAAAAAGUGCUAAAAUGAUGAGCAAUUGGAGAAAUUGGUGUCGAUUGUGCGCAAAAAUUGAUUCCUGUGCAGGAGAUCUUACAUGCAAAGUUGAAUCCAUCUCAGAUCAACUGGAAAUUAUUCAAAAAUACUUCAUGAUUUCGCUUUCUGAUCUCUAUGAUAUUCAAUUGCCUGUCUGUCCUGAAUGCUGCAAAUUUCUGACAAAAGUAGAUGGUUUUAGAGGUCAUUGCAUUAAAGUCGAUCAAAUGUUCAAAGAAAUAAUUAGUCUGGAAAAUUCAUCAAAUUUAUCAGAUUUAGAAUCAAUUCGCAUUAGAUUUGGAGUUGACAGUGAAGAGAUUAAGUUCAGUACAUUUCUUUCUCAAAGUAUUCAAGUUGCAAGAGAAGAUUCCUUACUACCUAGUAUUUUUGCCGAGCCACUUGAGAUGCAAAAUACAGUUGAAAUUAAAUCAGAAAUACCUGAAAUAGAAAAUCUUAAUUCUAAAAGAAAAUGUACGAGGAAAGAGCAUAAUGAGGAUGUGAUAACGAAAAGUGAUUGCACUGAUGACAUAAGAAAUUAUUGGGACUCUGAUAAUAUUUCUGACAGAGAAUUUGAAUGUAAUUCUGAGAAACAAGGUCCCACAACAAAAACUAAUAAUGAUAAGAUUGAUUUUCCAAAAAUGCGUCCUAGAGGAAACACAGAACGCCAAUCUUCUUUAAGCGAAAGUUAUUUUGUAUGUGCGUUCUGUUCUACAUCAUUCAAAAGGAAAAACUUUUUGAAGCGACAUAUUUUGACUAAGCAUCAGCAAAAGAGCAUGAUUAACAAAUUUUCUAUGUGUUCUAAAGAAAUCUCCACUAGAACAAGACUGGAUACACAUAAAGAUUCAAAAUUGUGGGAAUCGAAAAAGAAGGUUCAGAUGUGUUCGUUUUGCAAUAAGAUGUUCAAAUGCAAGUUAAACUUGCAAGUUCAUUUAGAUGAAGUCCACAAAGUAGAAGGUUCUAGUAGAAAAUUUGAAAAUCCGAAGAAAACUGAAACUGAGACUAGUCGUAAUAAAGAAAUUUUCGAAAAUGAAACAAUUAGUGAUAUCAUAAUAGUUAAGAAAGACUACAAAUCCCAGGAAAAGCAGAGAAAGUGCAAGACCAAAGAACGAGAUACUGAGAAAACGUCUGGUCAACAGCGAUCUUCUGAAAACCAAACUCAAAAAAGUGAAGUAUUAACAGACAAAAAAGAACCUUGCCUAAACCAGAAAAAGCAAAAUAAGAAGGAUCAAGCGGAUAAAAGUGAACGUCCUGGAUCAACAAAAGAUGCAAAUGAUCUUUCGAGAAAGAGACCUUGGGAACGCAACCGUGAAUGUUCAUUUUGUUCUAGGGUCUUUAAGAGACGAAAUGCUCUAAGGGAGCACAUUUUGUCACGACAUACCCGACAAGACAUGAUCCAUCUCUGUUCCAAGUGUCCAAAGAAAUUCUCAGCAAAAUACAGAUUGAGAUUGCAUGAACUGACUCACCUGUCCAAAGCUGAAAGACUCCAGUAUCAAUGUCCACAUUGUGAUAGUAUUUUCAUGCAAAAAGGCGGUCUCCAGAGCCAUAUAAAUUCUGUGCACUUGCGUGACAAGCCCUUUAUCUGCGAAAAGUGUGGAAAGGGCUUCGGAACAAAAGGUGCUCUAAUAUCACAUAAGCUAACCCAUUCUGAUGAUCGUCCUUUUGCAUGUUCAGUUUGUCAGAAGAAGUUCAAGAGUAAACGCAAUUGUCAGAUUCAUGAAACGAUUCACAGUGGAUCUGGUUUUCCUUGUUCACACUGCAAUAUGGUACUGAAGAGUAAGGGUACACACUGGUUGCACAUGAGGGUUCAUUCUAACGUUAAAAAGUACAAAUGCAACUAUUGCGGCAAUGAAUACAAACACUCACAGACUCUCAAAGAUCACCUCAUUUGGCAUACCGGACAGCGUCCUUACGAGUGCCCGUUUUGUGACAAGACGUUCUCUAAUGGAUCCAACUACCGGAGUCACAAAAACAAGGCACAUGCUGCAGAGUUGGCAGCCUUGAAAGCAUCUGGAAAACAGCUGACUGCACCUAAAGUUCCAAGACUAGAGCAUUUACAACCAAAGCCACUAAAGAUGAUAGAACAUUUGCAAAGUUGGUGUCGUUUGUGUGCUAAAACUGAUUCUAUCGACGUAGAUACAGUAUAUAAAAUGGAAUUGGUCAAAGAACAAUUAGAAAUUGUCAACAAAUGCUUUUCAAUUUUGCUUCAGCCUUUUGAGGAUAUACAGUCUUCAAUUUGUGGAGAGUGUCGCAGGUUUCUUAUCAAAGUAGAUGGCUUUAGAGAUCAUUGCUUGAAAGCUGAUCAAAUGUUCAGGGAAUUAUUGCAACAUGAUAACAUUUCUGAUGUAAAUCUUUCAUCAAUUCGUAUUAAAUAUGGAUUUGAUAAUGAAGAAAUCAAAUAUAGCCCAAAUCUUCCAGAGGUCAAUGACGAAGUUUGUAGAGAUGAAGCUUUCCAUUCCGACACUUUUUCUGAUCCUCUUGAGAGUAGUAAUAUUUCAGUAAAAGAAGAAAUUUUGGAAACGGAACCUAAAACAACUCAUAAGAAACGUGGGCGUCCACGAAAAUCUUCAAAAGCGCCAGAAGUUCAUGAAAGAAGAGUAAAAAGAGCAUCAAAUGCAAAACAUAAAAAGAAUUAUAAAACUGACUCCGAUGAAGAAAUGUCUAAUGAAGAUAUGCCGGAUCAUAAGAGUGAGGAUGGUUCUGAUUAUGAACCUGAAACAACUAAUGAACCAAAAGAAGAUAAAAUCUCAGCCUCACAAAAGCCAAAAAAAAUCCGAAAACAAUUCGAAGAACAGAGACAUUUAUGUACAAUUUGUCAAAAAACAUUCUGUCGCCGAAAUGUCUUGAAACAGCAUAUUUUAGCCCAACAUCGUAAACAGGAUAUGACCCAUGAAUGCGCCCAAUGUUCAAAGAAAUUCUGCACUAGUUAUAGAUUGAAAAUUCAUGAAGCUACUCAUUUGUCUGACGAUGAAAAACGCAUUCAUCCAUGUUCCUAUUGCGACAAGAAAUUCAGCAACAAGUUCUUUGUACAAACUCACAUAAAACUUAUGCAUAUCCGGGAUAAAUUAUUCACCUGUGAGGAAUGUGGAAAGUCUUUUGGAACUAAGGGUACUCUAACUCAACAUAAAAUAAGCCAUACUGAGGAACGUCCUUGUCAGUGUUCAUUUUGUCCCAAGAAGUUCAAGAAUGAUCGUCAGCUUAAACAACAUGAGAGCAGUCACAAGGAGAGUGGUCAUCCUUGUCCUCAGUGUGGACUCAAACUCAAGAGCAUAGUUACCCUAAGGAUGCAUUUGUUGGUGCAUUCGGACAAGAAAAACUAUAAGUGUAACUAUUGCGGAAAUGAGUAUAAACGUGUCAAAACCCUAAAAAGUCAUCUACUUUUGCACACCGGUCAGCGUCCUUACGAGUGUCCAUUUUGUGAUAAAACAUUUGCAAAUGGAUCAAAUUGUCGAAGUCACAAGAAAAAGGCACAUCCGGUCGAAUUGGCAGCUUUGGAAGCUUCAGGAGAGCAACCUACUAUUACAAUUACUCCCAAGCUUAAGCACUUACAACCUAAAGUACCAGCAUUCACAUAAACAAGGUAAGUAUAAUGACAAUAGUAAAUUAUUCUAAGCCACACUGAUUUUACAAGGAUCUUUUGUCCAGUAUGACAUGAAUAAAUAAAAAACAUUGGCUAUAUA
Messenger RNA from Phlebotomus papatasi, 3747 nucleotides. Its product is annotated as zinc finger protein 99-like. NCBI's taxonomy places the organism in Eukaryota, Metazoa, Arthropoda, Insecta, Diptera, Psychodidae. The transcript has 11 exons. Gene Ontology annotation, biological process: regulation of transcription by RNA polymerase II. The record is from RefSeq and is a predicted model, not a curated record. The coding region runs from base 67 to 3642 and encodes 1191 amino acids. Gene Ontology annotation, cellular component: nucleus. Gene Ontology annotation, molecular function: zinc ion binding; RNA polymerase II cis-regulatory region sequence-specific DNA binding; DNA-binding transcription factor activity.